Molecule: messenger RNA, 237 nt
Organism: Plasmodium malariae
Lineage: Eukaryota; Apicomplexa; Aconoidasida; Haemosporida; Plasmodiidae
Exons: 2
Coding region: 1-237 (78 amino acids)
Source: RefSeq, a predicted model, not a curated record
AUGUUUAAAAAUCAUAUAAACCAAGAGAACUACUGUUAUUAUUGGAGAGAGUGUGAAAAAUAUUUUGAUUGUGAUAAUAUGAAUUGUUUAGAUGAUGAGGAUUAUUCAGAUGCAGCAAUUCAUAAAUUUCUUAAUAAAUUGGGAAAUGAAGAUCUUAGUAAUAUGUUUAAAGAAAAAGGACCUUGUUCGAAAUUCACAUUACGAGAAGGCAGUGAUCAUUACAAAGAGACAGAUUAA